AUGGAAGGAUUGAUCCCAUUUCUGAUGCAUGCCAUGAAGAAACAACGGCCUCAAAAUAAUUACAGGUCUCGAUCCGUCGGUUCCACCCGCAGCUACCAUGUCCUCGUCGGAGCUGACGCGACGGUGGAUAACUCCUCCCACCGCCGUACCAGAUCGGAGUUUCAUUCACCGACGAAUGAAUUUAUGGAACAGAGAUCUGGAUUUGGUUGUAUUCCUCAAGCAAAGAGCUACAAGCGAAGUUCUACUACAGGUUUAACUCCAAAGUCAUAUCAAGGUUCAAAUCCCUAA
Molecule: messenger RNA, 288 nt
Organism: Lactuca virosa
Lineage: Eukaryota; Viridiplantae; Streptophyta; Magnoliopsida; Asterales; Asteraceae
Source: the annotation of a GenBank genome assembly